AUGGAGAGCCUGUCACCUGAGGGAGCACCUGGCCAUUCUCACCAGGAGGAGGCCUCUGUCUGCUGGCGGCUCACCGUGAGGGUCCUGGAGGCACGGGGGCUGCACUGGGCUGACCUGUUCAGUGAGGCGGAUCUGUAUGUGAUGCUGCAGCUGCCAACAGCACCGGGAAUGAAGUUCAAGACCAAAACGGUCACCAACUCCAGUCACCCUGUGUGGAAUGAGACCUUCAGUUUCCUCAUCCAGAGUCAGGUCAAGAAUAUUCUGGAACUGACCAUCUAUGAUGAAGAUUUAAUUAAGAAGGAUGACAUCUGCUUCAAAGUUUUCUAUGACGUCUCAGAGGUCCUUCCUGGCAAGCUGCUCCGGAAAACCUUCCUUCUGAGUCCCCAGGGAGGGGAAGAGCUAGAUGUGGAGUUCCUGGUGGAAAAACUGUCGGACCCUCCAGAAAACCUCAUCACCAACAAUAUUCUUGUGGCUCGGGAGCUGUCAUGCCUGGAUGUCUCUCUAAACAGAGUGGGGAGUGCUGCCAUGGCAUCAGGUGAGGAUGAGGAGGAGCUGGAGCUGGAGCUGGUACUGAAGGGGUCAUAUGAGGACACACAGGCAUCUGUCCUGGGCACGGCCUCUGCCUUCAUCUUCCAUUACCCAAAAGCCCAAGACACAGAACUGAAUGGGACCCUGAAGAGAUCCAGAAGCAAUGGCUGGAACUUGGAUACCUCAGCUGGGCACCUCACUGUGCCCCUGAGGUCCUUGGCCACAGGGAAGAAGGUGACCAUGGACUUUCCUGCUACAAAUGCCCCAGGAGUGAGGCUUCAGCUCAGAGCAGACUGCUGUCCUAAGGAGUUGGCCGUGCGGCUGGGCUGUGGGCCCUGUCCCCAGGAAGAGGCUUUCCUGAGCAGGAGAAAGCAGGUGGUGGCCAAGGCCCUGAAGCGGGCCCUACAGCUGGACCGAGACCUUCAGGAAGAUGAGGUCCCUGUCGUGGGUAUCAUGGCGGAGGGAGGAGGAGCGCGUGCCAUGAUCUCGCUCUAUGGCCACCUGGUGGCACUGCAGAAGCUGGGCCUCCUGGAUUGUGUGACUUACUUCAGCGGCAUCUCAGGCUCUACGUGGACAAUGGCCCACCUGUAUGGGGACCCAGAAUGGUCGCAGAGGGACCUCCAGGGACCAAUCAGCCAUGCCCGGAAGCACCUGGCCAAGAGUCUUCUGAGGGCUUUCUCGCCUGAGUGCCUGGCAAGCUACUGGCAGACGCUGAAGCAACGGGCAGAGCAAGGCCACUCCACGUCUGUGGCUGACCUGUGGGGGCUGGUGCUGGAGUCCAAGCUGCACGGGCAGGUUAUGGAGCAGAAGCUAUCAGAGCAGAGAGCCACGCUGGAGCGAGGUCAGAACCCUCUGCCCCUCUACCUGAGCCUCAACGUCAAAGAGAACAGUCUGGACACUCUCCACUUUAAAGAAUGGGUGGAGUUUUCUCCCUAUGAGGUUGGAUUCCUGAAAUAUGGAGGCUUCAUCCCUCCUGAGCUCUUUGGCUCUGAGUUCUUCAUGGGACGACUGAUGAAGCAGCUUCCUGAGUCCCAGAUCUGCUUUCUGGAAGGUAUCUGGAGCAACAUUUUCUCUGUGAACCUGACGGACACCUGGUAUGAGCUCACUUCUGGGGAGACCUGGAAGCAAUACAUUGAGGGGAGGAAACAGAACUCAGAGAAGCAGCCACCAGCCUCCUGGGGAACUUCCUCUUGCGUGGAGGCAUCAUGGCUACAGCCUGGAACGGCCCUGGCCCAGGCAUUGAAGGGCAUCCUGACUGGUAGACCACUCCACCAACGUAGUGCCAAUUUCCUCCAUGGCCUCCAGCUGCACCGGGACUACCGUGUCCAGAAAGACUUCUCCACCUGGGCAGAAGGCCAGGUGGACAGCAACCCCAGCCAGCUGACCCCCCAGGCCCCCCAGCUCUGCCUAGUGGAUGCCGCCUACUUCAUCAACAGCAGCUGUCCCUCCAUGUUCCGACCGGGCCGCCGGGUGGACCUCAUACUCUCCUUCAACUACUCCCAAUCCUCCCCCUUUGAGGCACUGCAGCAGGCUGAGCAGUACUGUAGGGGCCAGGGUCUGCCCUUCCCCCACGUGGAGCUCAGCCCUGAGGACCAAUGCCAGCCCAAGGAAUGCCACCUCUUCUCAGACCCUGCCUGCCCAGAGGCGCCGGUCCUGCUGCACUUCCCGCUGGUCAAUGCCUCCUUCAGGGACUACUCAGCCCCGGGUGUCCAGCGUAGUCUUGCAGAGCUCAAGGCUGGCCAAGUGAAUCUCACUGGGGCCACCUCCCCCUACAUCCUGUGCAAUAUGACCUACACGGAGGAAGACUUUGACAGUCUGUGGCAGCUCAGUGACUACAAUGUGAGGAACAGCCAGGACACCAUCCUGCAAGCCUUGAGGACUGUUCUGCAGCACAGGGCCCCAGAGGCCAAGUCAUCACGGGUGCAUGUGUGA
This is a messenger RNA of Jaculus jaculus (lesser Egyptian jerboa), 2460 nucleotides long. It is a transcript of the gene Pla2g4d, whose product is annotated as phospholipase A2 group IVD. The record is from RefSeq and is a predicted model, not a curated record. NCBI's taxonomy places the organism in Eukaryota, Metazoa, Chordata, Mammalia, Rodentia, Dipodidae. Gene Ontology annotation, cellular component: cytosol. Gene Ontology annotation, molecular function: calcium-dependent phospholipid binding; calcium ion binding. Gene Ontology annotation, biological process: glycerophospholipid catabolic process. Bases 1 to 2460 code for a protein of 819 amino acids. The transcript has 20 exons.